Messenger RNA from Funneliformis caledonium, 488 nucleotides. The record is from the annotation of a GenBank genome assembly. NCBI's taxonomy places the organism in Eukaryota, Fungi, Glomeromycota, Glomeromycetes, Glomerales, Glomeraceae.
CGAUCACUAAUACCGCCACCAAUUCUUUCUAAUAUAUAUUUUGGUCUUAACGAAGUAACAAAACAUCUCGAACGAAUGACAAAUCCACAAAUUCGUUCAAGAUUUAACCAUAAAAAUCAUUUAUCUAAUGAUAAUUUGGUAUCUACUAAUCCUGAUGAUCAACGUCAAACCACUUUAAGUGGUAUUUUUCAUACACAAGAACAAUAUCAUCCUUCAUUAGAAAUGAUUUUUAUAUGUAAGGCAGAUCUUCCUCCACAAUUUUAUUCUCAUUUUCCAACAAUUUGUUGUAUAGCUGGUGGUGUUUUACUUGUUCCAUUACCAUUAGGAGCUUCAAAAAGAAUUUCUGAAGCAGUGAAUUUUAAGAGAGUUUCAUGCAUUGGUGUAAAGGCAAAUUCAUUAGAAUUCAUAAGAAUUUAUAAAAUGGUUAGGGAUAAAGUUAAACCCAUAGAUGUAUCUUGGUUAAAUCCACUUAAACCAUCAGAAAAUUU